Molecule: messenger RNA, 1581 nt
Organism: Ostrea edulis (European flat oyster)
Lineage: Eukaryota; Metazoa; Mollusca; Bivalvia; Ostreida; Ostreidae
Exons: 4
Coding region: 1-1581 (526 amino acids)
Biological process (GO): telomere maintenance; DNA repair
Molecular function (GO): DNA helicase activity
Source: RefSeq, a predicted model, not a curated record
AUGGCAAGUUUGCAGCUGGGGAUGAGAGCCACAACUCUGUAUCAUUGGGCUGGAAUCCUGGAUGGUCGCUAUUCCCACCAAACCUUAGGAGAACUAUUUGAUAGUGAUGAUCGUUUUGCAGGGGCAAGGAAAAGAAUUCAAGCAGCACAGUGUUUAAUUAUCGAUGAAAUAAGCAUGUUGUCUUCCCGUACAUUUGCCAUUAUUGAAUUUGUGUGUCGUCAUGUGAAGGGAAACGACCAAGUGUUUGGUGGAUUGCAGGUCAUAGGAUGUGGAGAUUUUAAACAGUUACCUCCGGUUCCCAACCUUCGAUAUGAGGAUGACGGAAGUUAUUGCUUCCAAAGUGAGAAAUUCAAUAUGACAUUUCCUCAUCAUAUUAAUCUCUUGGAGAUAAAGGAAAUCAUUAGGCAACAACCCAAAUCACCACAACAAUGGACUCAAGCAUUCAGCAUGCUGAAUAGUUUUGUGACCAGUGAGCUGCAUUUGACAUCCAUGCAGAAAUUGUUCCAGAAUGAAUUUGUAACGAAACUGCAAAAUAAACUUUCCACAAAAGUAGCCUUUUGGCUCAUGGAUAAAGAGAUUGCAAAGAUGGCAGCUGACAUUGUUCAAAAACAAGCAGAAGAAGCGGAACAGCUACAAAUUCACUCUGAAUUAUCUUCUCUAGCUAAAGGGAAGAUUCGUUAUCUUGCUGGAGCUUGUGUACAAAGAGUCGCAAAGAGAGUUAGAGAAUCUGUGUUAAGAACAGUGGGCAAGUGUAGCAAGAAAAGUAGAACACUUAGGAAACUAGAGUACAAGAAACAGGCCAUGUUGAAAAACUUUCGGGUUAGUGAACAGGACGUUGAUACGAAUGAGGACACUAUGAAUGAAAUUGAAUUUAAACAAGGCCCCUCAAGAGGACUUACCAUUGUCAGUGAGCCAGUGUAUGAUUUUUUUGUAUUGUUAAAUCAGGUCACCCAAAAAAGUCUCAGUGAUAAAUAUUUCCAUUUGUAUUAUGAAAAUUUGCACACCAAAUGUAGAGAGGCUGUAGAUUCAGAUAACAAUUUGAUUGAUACUUGGAUUUCACUGUUUGAAAAUAUUAAUCUCAGUGAUGAUUCUGAAAUAGAAGAUGAAUUAUACUUAACACUUAUCAUGGAACUAUUUAGAGAUGUCACUGAACAUUUUAUGCGAAUUGCCUUUGUUGAUGCACUGCGUCAUUUUAAAACAACAGUGCCACGAAAGAAGAAGCAGGCUUUACGAACAAAAGUACAAGCUUUGGGUGAUAGAGACACUUCAACCUCAAAGGCAAAGAAAUCCAAAGUAAAUAAAACUGUGGAAAGCACUGAAACCUCAAAGGCAGAAAAAUCAACAGUUGGUGAAUCGGCUCAAGAAGAGGUUUUCAUCUGCAAAAAGUGUAAGGCUGAAUGUGAAUGGGAACCAGCUGAGGUGAAGAAUGAAAGUCUUGCAUGUGACAAGUGUAAUGGCUGGUUCCAUUAUAAAUGUGUAAAUCUAAAAGGAACAGAAGCUUUCCUGAAAAAAUCAAAAUCAUCAUGGUUUUGUGCUGGCUGCAGCAAAAAGGGAAAAGGACGAGGAAAGGGCAAAUCUUGA